Molecule: messenger RNA, 3533 nt
Organism: Triplophysa rosa
Lineage: Eukaryota; Metazoa; Chordata; Actinopteri; Cypriniformes; Nemacheilidae
Product: kinesin-like protein KIF19
Exons: 21
Coding region: 425-3409 (994 amino acids)
Biological process (GO): microtubule-based movement
Molecular function (GO): microtubule binding; microtubule motor activity; ATP binding
Source: RefSeq, a predicted model, not a curated record
UUCGAAAUGCAUCCAAACAAAUGUGUUACUUGUCUCCAUAACAACAGUAACCGUUUCCUCGAGCCCAGGAGCGCGGAAGUCUUCUACAACUUUAAACGUGCGUGAAUCACGUUUUUUAUGAUUUAUUUGAACUGCAGUGGAUGAUGUGUUGAAAUAGUCCGAGCAUGGAGGAAAUCCGUCGUGUUAUUUUACGCCUUUGCUCUGUGGAGUUUUGUUACCGUUAACAACAGGCUGGGGACUUCAGGACCACCGCAGGGAAAAGCGGCAAGCGCGCAAUCCUGCCUCACAAUGAGAUUAACCUGCCAUCAACAAGAUUAACUAACUCCAGUAUAUUUUGGGAAUCAUUGCAGGUCGUAUCUCGUCUGUUAAAGACGUUGGUGCAGUAGGCUAUAGCGUAAAACUGGAGUAACUUUUGGCCGAAAAGAUGAAGGAUGUGCCGGAAGAGUCGAAGGACUAUCAUCUCAAGGUGGCGUUGCGAAUUCGACCAAUAAGCGACGCAGAUGUUGAGGAGGGCGCAACUAUAGUGGCGCAUAAGAUUGACCAUCAGAUGGUGGUGUUGAUGGACCCCUGUGAGGACCCAGACGAUGUUCUGAGGGCCAAACGCUCCCGUGAAAAAACAUACAUGUUUGAUGUGGCGUUCGACCACACUGCCACCCAGGAGGAUGUUUAUGUGGCAACAACAAAAAAUCUUAUUGAUGCUGUGAUCUCUGGUUAUAAUGCAACAGUCUUUGCAUAUGGACCCACAGGAGCUGGAAAGACAUACACUAUGUUGGGUUUAGAUUCUGAGCCUGGGAUUUAUAUCCGGACACUCAAUGACCUCUUUGAGGCUAUUGAAGACAGAACUGAGGACCUGGACUGCAGUGUUUACAUGUCUUAUAUAGAGAUUUAUAAUGAGAUGAUCAGAGAUCUGUUAAAUCCAUGUUCUGGAUAUCUUGAGCUGCGUGAGGAUGCUAAAGGAGAAAUACGAAUUGCUGGCAUCACUGAAUUUUCCACGUGUAAUGCUAAAGAGAUAAUGUCUCUUUUGACCAAAGGAAACAAACAGAGGACUCAGGAGUCCACUGCCGCCAACAAGACAUCAUCUCGCUCUCAUGCUAUCCUGCAGGUGACGGUCAAACAAAAGAGCCGAGUAAAGGAUAUCAACGAGGAGGUCCGAGUGGGAAAACUCUUCAUGGUAGACUUGGCAGGAACCGAGCGGGCGUCACAGACACAAAACAGAGGCAAGCGGAUGAAAGAAGGCGCACAUAUCAAUCGCUCUCUGUUAGCACUGGCCAACUGCAUCAAUGCUUUGAGUGAGAAGUGUGGUAAAGGGGCUCAGUUUGUCAACUACAGAGACAGCAAACUCACCAGACUUCUGAAGGAUGCUCUGGGGGGAAACAGUCGCACCGUCAUGAUCACUCACAUCAGUCCUGCCAGCACCAACUUUGAAGAAUCGAGAAACACACUGGUUUAUGCUGACAAAGCCAAAAAUAUACGAACCAAGGUGAAACGCAAUUUGCUGAAUGUUUCCUAUCACCUGGCCCAGUACACAAGCAUUAUCGCUGACCUGCGAAGUGAGAUCAAAUGGCUUCAUGCAAAGAUCGACAAAGAGCAGCAGAAAGGACAGAAAGACAUUCGUGAAAUUCAAGCUGAGGUGCAGCAGUACAGUCAAGGUGAGAUAGCAGGACUGCGAGAGCAGCUCUUGUCUGCCUUCAAGGAGCAAAUGGAGAUCAGACGCAGCCUGGUGGAGCUGGAGAGCUGUAACAUGGAACUCCACAUAGACACUUCAAGACAUCUGCUCACCAUCUCAGAUUGGGAGCAGGAUCGAGCCCGUCGGGAGAGAGACGAAGGCAGUGGAGAGAAGAGAGACAGGCUGAAGGAGGAAGAAGAAGAGAGCGGGAUGGAGGAGCCUCAGUAUGUCGCAGCAGCUAGAGAGCAGAUAGGCCCCCUACAGGCUGAACAGGGAAAAACAAUGUCACUUAAACAUGAACUGGAGGAAAAACUAGCGAACAUGAAACUGAAGUCAUCUAAGAUUGAGGAGCUGUUGCCUCAGCACGUAAGCAACGAUGAACAGAGAGAGAUUCUGACACUGCUCUGUAAGGUCCAUGAACUGGAACUGGAGAAAACUGAGAUCCGGUCAGCUGUGCUCUGCAAAGACAACGCCCUCGGAACAAAAGACUUCAUCAUUCAGAGACACGAGCAGCAGAGGGAGCUCUGUUAUGACAUCAUACAUCAACAGAAGGCUCUCAUUGAAGAGCGAGGACUUUGUGUACCUGAGGGGUUACAAGAGCUUUAUUCGUUGUAUUUUGGUGAGCUAAGUGAAGGAAACAUCGAACAGAUACUCGACCUUCACACUUUCUCUACAGACACCCGAGAUGUACCUGAUAACUCUGCUACGAUUAUGACAAGGCAAAUCACACACGAUGUCAUCUCCGAUUCAGAUGUUCGUAAAGCAGAGAGAACAUGGCGGAAAAACAGAAAGUUCAGUUGUGUACAUGGACAUCCUCCUGAUUCCUCUUCCUCUGGACUAGAUUAUGACAGUGACAGUAACAGAGUUUUCAAAUCAUCAUCGAAAAUUCAACCACAGAGACAGCACCGCUUGUCUUCAGGCCCAUCGCUUGCCGUGAAGGCGUGUGGCUAUCAGGAAUCAGCUCCCGUAUGUCCCGCUGAAGUCGUGAGCCCAGAUACUUUGAGGGAAAUCGCCAGUGAUACCAAGAGCAUCUCGGUCAUCGCUGCGAAACGUCGCUUCCACAUUCAAGCAAAAGAGUCCAAUUUCAGGAUUGCUGGUGGUGCUUUGGCAGCAGGGUUGAAGUCCUCAAUAAGCAUGGACAGUCUGUUUUCUACUUUGACAGAUAAGUCGACUGAGGUCAAAGGAGCGUCUACAAGACACAAAGGCGGCUCUCGGUCGAAGCAGGAUCAAAAGAGAACAGAAGGCAGGAUGGGGUCGCAUGAGAGACUGCAGUGCAAGAAACGGUCCAGAUCCUUUGAAACCAACAAACGGCAGGUACAAAAACCAACACAAAACCCCUUCGGGUGUCCAGCUUUGGAAAGCAUCUCAGACAAUCGUCUUCUGCGACCGGCACUGAACACGAUUCAGCUACUGAACGACAGUCCUGGAAACCUUGCAACACCUCCAGCGGCUAAAGUAAAGAACCCUGUUUUACAGACUACAGGUGAAGUUCAGCUUCAGAAGUUAGAGAUCAGGGGAACACCACCCAGCACCAUUCAUCAAAGACACGCAGAGGUCAAACGAGGACAGACCCACAAACGUCUGCGAGGCCCUGCAGAUGGUUCUCAAGCCACACAACUACUACAGCAACCGGGCAAUUACAGGAAGUCCACCAAUGAAAAUGUAAAGCAAAAAGCAACAAACAAUAUCAACAAAAAGACAGAAGUGCAGCAAAAAUACAAGCAUACUGUAAAAAAGCAGUAAGCCUUGAGUUUGUAAAUGAUAAAGUCAAGUGAGUGUUUAGCUUCGUUUCGAAAAUCUUUGAAAUUUUGUAUUAUUUUUGCAUGUUUUCUUGUAUUAAAAUAUUUAAUAAAUCUUAUUUUGUAAA